Abrus precatorius (Indian licorice) is the source of this 1122-nucleotide messenger RNA. RefSeq names its product protein BIG GRAIN 1-like A. The transcript has a single exon. The record is from RefSeq and is a predicted model, not a curated record. The coding region runs from base 1 to 1122 and encodes 373 amino acids. Lineage: Eukaryota; Viridiplantae; Streptophyta; Magnoliopsida; Fabales; Fabaceae. Gene Ontology annotation, biological process: auxin-activated signaling pathway.
AUGCAUAGUCGGGAGAGGGAUAGAUCCACGCGAGAAGGUUCAUACCCACAAAGGAGAAGAACCCCUUCUUUCUCCUCCACUCUUCUCGACGCCAUUUACCGUUCAACCGACGAAUCAAAAACCAACCUUGACCACAAUCACCAACUGGGUCUCUGCCACCAAACCACCCACACUUCCAAACACACCACUUUGAGUGAAAAAGGUGGCACAGAGAGGAUGAAUCUUCGGCGAGCCGUGAUGUUAGAAGAUUGGAUGGAGAAACAUGGUUCUCAAUUCCUCAACUCAACUUCCAGCUCCUCAGAAUGUAGCUCUGGGGGAGUGUUUUCUUCUUCAGAAACAGACACAACCUACAACAAACAAAGACCAAGACCUACAUCGGAGAAACCCAUGAACCACGAUCGUAGAAUUUCAGAGAAGCAGAAGCCGCAGCGAGAGGGUGGUUUUACAAGAACCAAGUUGAGGGCGUUGAAAAUCUAUGGUGAAUUGAAUCAGAAAGUCAAGCAACCCAUUUCACCAGCGAGUAGAAUAGCUAGCUUCCUUAGCUCUAUUUUCAACCCUCAGAACGUGAAGAAAGCCAAAAUGUGUUACGUUGGAACCGUUGAAGAUGUUAGUUUUGAGCAUAAAUCAAAGUCCCCAUGUUUCUCUUCUUCUGCUUCUUCGCUUUCAAGGUCUUGUAUGAGCAAAACAAAAGGAAAAUCCAGCAAUGGUGUCAAAAGAUCAGUUACAUUUUACCCCGUUAGUGUAAUCCUUGGUGAGGAUUCUGAACAACUUUCUUGUCACAAAUAUGUUUAUGAAAGUGAAGCAAGAAAGAUUACUAGAAAUUCUUCAAUAAAGGAGCUGAAGAACACUGUUAUGGGAAGUGAAAAUGGAGCUGAAGCAGCGGCACGUGGUUUUAUUAAAGGUUACCGAAAUAAUGGUAAGAGUGAAUUUGGUUUUAGAGGUUUUUAUGAUAAUGUUGAAGAUGAUGAUGACGAUGAUGAUGAUGAUGUGAGUUGUUCAAGCUCGGAUUUGUUUGAACUGGAUCAUCUUAUUGGAGCUGCAAGGUACCAAGAAGAGCUUCCCGUGUAUGAAACUACCAAUUUAGAAACAAAUAAGGCUAUUGCUAAUGGUUUGCGUUUGUAG